CGCUUCAUCCUAAGCUCGGACCCACUCCGAAAAAACCAACAUCGUCCUUUUGCGCACUCGCUCUCGCUCACGAUCGAAUUUCAACUCUCUCUCGACCAAAUCGCAAACGAAUACCGCAAAAAUGGCCGGAGGUAUCGGAGUCCGCGACGUCGAUUCGCACAAGUUUAUCAACGCCUAUGCUGCGUUCUUGAAGCGACAGGGCAAGCUGCCCCUCCCUGGUUGGGUUGACACCGUCAAGACCGGCCCUGCCAAGGAGCUCCCCCCCCAAAACAUUGACUGGUUCUAUGUGAGGUCCGCUGCCAUUGCCAGGCAUGUCUACUUGCGCAAGACCGUCGGUGUUGGCCGGUUGAAGAAGGUCCACGGCACCGCCAAGAACCGUGGUUCCAGGCCCUCGAAGCACGUCACUGCCAGCGGAAGCGUCGACCGCAAGGCCAUGCAGGCUCUGGAGAAGAUCAACGUUCUCGAGAAGGACGAGGAGAGAGGCGGCCGCCGCAUCACUCAGUCCGGUCAGCGGGAUUUGGAUCGUAUUGCCCAGACCGUUGCCGAGGCUGAGGAGGAGGAGGAUGAGGAUGAGGAGUAGAUGUGCUCUCUUCUAGAACGGAUUCUUGAUUCCCGGUAGCAUCACGGUUAGGCGUCUCAAAAUGGAUCACUGGCUUGCUUGACUGGUCACUGCUGUUCUUCAUGACAUCACCUCCACCUACUGGAAUCCGAAAUGUAUGCCAUCUACCAACUUGAUGCCUGACGACU
Messenger RNA from Phialemonium atrogriseum, 747 nucleotides. RefSeq names its product putative 40S ribosomal protein S19. NCBI's taxonomy places the organism in Eukaryota, Fungi, Ascomycota, Sordariomycetes, Cephalothecales, Cephalothecaceae. Gene Ontology annotation, biological process: ribosomal small subunit assembly; translation. The coding region runs from base 122 to 580 and encodes 152 amino acids. The record is from RefSeq and is a predicted model, not a curated record. Gene Ontology annotation, cellular component: ribosome; cytosolic small ribosomal subunit. Gene Ontology annotation, molecular function: RNA binding; structural constituent of ribosome. The transcript is spliced from 4 exons.